Molecule: messenger RNA, 1677 nt
Organism: Aegilops tauschii subsp. strangulata
Lineage: Eukaryota; Viridiplantae; Streptophyta; Magnoliopsida; Poales; Poaceae
Source: RefSeq, a predicted model, not a curated record
AUGUGGCCGAUCUUGAGGCUCCGCCCCGGCCUGAACCACAACUUCACGGUGCUGCAGCAUGCCCACCUUUGCCAGAGGCUUUUCCAGCUCAAGGUUGACGAGGUCGGCAGGGUCGAGAGGACUAGCAAGUCUCUGUUCGGGUUGCCAGUGGGGGUGGUCCCUCAUGACGAGCCACAGCACAUCCGCGACACCACUGAAGAAGAGCUGGCGUACAUUGCCACCAGGGCAGAGGAGGCAGCACUUGCCGAGGAGGCCGGUAGCCUCGGCACUAUGGAGGACGAGGCCGACGUGGCCGCAGAAGAGAGGGAGUUUGCCGAGUGGACGGGGUCUACCGGGGAACCCAGCGGCGUCGGCGCUGGGGUUCCCCUUGUCGAAGAAGUGGUCGAGGAGUCGGCCGAAGAGGAGACCGAGGCAGAUGUGACUCCUCGGCCCCGGGGAGGAAGCGCGUCCUGCGGUGGGCUAGCUCCGGCGAGCCGUGACACGGAGACGCUAGCCCAGAGGGCGGUGAAGAGGGCCAAAGCCUCGACGGGCGGCGAGCCCCCAGCGAGCACUCCGCGCACGCCGGCGUUGGUGGUGAUUAGCCCGGACAACAGCCCUCGGCGCAGCCCCCGCUUCAUCCCCCAGUGUGAGUUCAUCAUUCACUCUCCAUCGACGGGCGGUGGGGUGCGUAUCCUCGGUGCUGACCUUGCCGGGUUUGCAGGAGGAGAGCGGCAACAGGAGGAGCCGCUGAGGGCGGCCCUUGACAUGCCGCCCCCGUCGACCAUGCCACCCAGAGGGGCGUCUCCGGCAAGGGCACCUACCGCUGAGCCCACGCGCACGGAGGAAGAGGAGGCGAGCUUGGAUGUUGGUGGCUCCGUCUCGGCAACGAACAUUGGCACGGAGGGAAACACUUCUAAUCAGUUCGGCACGGACCCUCCCUCAACGGAUCAAGAAGACAUCAACACUGUCAUCGAGGAGGUCGCCAAGGAUGCCGAAGCCGAGGCCACAAAGAUCGCGGCUGGGGAAGCCGCCAAGUCCGCUACCAAGGAGGCCGCCAAGGAGCCUGCCGGGGAGACCGGCGAGGCUGCUGCUGGGGAGGCCAGCAAGAAGCUCCAGGCGCUCCACCAUGCCCUCCAAGACAAGGUGAACUCCAGGAUGGCAGCUGUGGACAAGGCGGAAUCGGAUUUUCAGGAGCGUGUCGCUCAGACGCAAGUCUGGUUCGGCGAGGCCCGGGAGGAACUGAGGACUGCCCAGGGUGAGCUGGAUGAGCGCAAGCGAGAGCUCAUCCUGAAGCAGGCGCUUGCCGCCACGCUCCGCGGCAAGGACGAGGAAAUUGGGAAAAUCAUCGCGCACCGGACCCAGGAGCUGGAGCAGAAGCACAAGGACGCACUUGAUGCUCUAGCCCGGGACCAAGCCAGCAAGGUGGAGAAGCUGGAGCUGGAGAGGGAGGGGCUAAAGAAGGAGGUCUCAGAGCUGACGGAGGAGAGGGGCACGCCCAACUACACUCUGGCGGAUUUGCAGGUCGCCAUCUCCGACAAUACCAAGCUGCUCUCCGAGGCCAACGGCUCCAUUGAUGAUCUGAAGUUGAAACUGGACACCUUGGAAGGGACGCUUUCGGAGGUCAUGGCCCGCGAGGAGACCCUGAACAAGGCCCUUGAGGACGAGAGGCAGCUGCGGAAGGAUGACGCCGCUGCCUGA